Molecule: messenger RNA, 2921 nt
Organism: Biomphalaria glabrata
Lineage: Eukaryota; Metazoa; Mollusca; Gastropoda; Planorbidae
Exons: 9
Coding region: 213-1277 (354 amino acids)
Cellular component (GO): nucleus
Molecular function (GO): RNA binding
Source: RefSeq, a predicted model, not a curated record
UACACGGAUAUUCUCCUCAGGAAAUCUGUCGGCACAAAAAAAAAUCACCCCUGUGCUUCCAUCUGUUUUGCUUAAAAUUUGAAAAGAAUAAGACUCUACUCUAGAUCUAGAUUCUCUAUAUUUGGAAAGAAAUCUAGAUCUAUAUAGACUCUAUAUAUCUAUUCGAACCUGUUGUAGUGUUGUCAAUAAAAGGAUAAAACUCAGCCUAAAUAAUGCGUCGCCCACCUAGGCCAAUGGGACCACUUGGAAUGGGUCACCCUGGAAUGGGUCCCUUAAGGCCUCGUGGUCCACUUCCUCAUCUAGUCCCUCGAGGGCCAAUACCAGGCCUGGGAAUGCCACUUCCAGGUUUAGGACCCAUUCCACCAGUACCAAUGGUCAGCAGUUGCACUAACUCAAAUGACCCUGCCUCAAUGGACUCUCGGCUGUUUGUUGGUAACCUCAACACUGUUGCUUUGAACAAGGAAGCUAUUGAAGGCAUUUUCAGCAGGUAUGGGAUGAUCAUGGGCAUCUCAAUGCACAAAGGUUAUGCUUUUGUCCAGUUCAGUCAUCCUGAUGAGGCCAGACGUGCAGGUGCCAGUGAAGAUGGUAAACACUAUGCUGGACAGGCAAUAGAUAUCAAUAUAGUGUCUCAGCCUAAAAACAGAAAUGCGCUGAAGCGCUCUGCUGGUGGGAGAUCAGUAAAUGAUACCAGCCCAGCCAAAAAAUCUCGAUCUGACAUCCCUGGCACCAAUCAGUCAUUACAGAGAACUUUGGUCACAUUGAGUGGGCCUACAGAUACAUCCAACAAAAGGAUGGCGGCAAACAAUGCAGUUAAGCGUGCCCUGGCUACAGUUUCCAAAAAGACUGUUUCAAAAUCUCCUGCAGUUUCUAGACCAGCUUCCACCACAAAUAAGAUAGCCACACCCAACAAACCAGUUGCUGUCAAAACAACUUGGCCAGAUGUUUUGAUUUGUGGUGUUUGUAAGCUCCAGUUUACCAGUCUUCACAAUCUUGCUCAACACAAGAAAAUACCAUGUCAGCUGCGAGUUAGCACACAAGCUAAAGAAGCUGUUUCUCCCAAUCAAGUGACUGGUGAACCAGCCAUAUUAGUAUGUGCACAGUGUGACACUCAGUUUAACACAGCCUGGGCCUUGUGUCUCCAUUGUACUGAGGAACACAGUAUGAGUAUCUACAAAAAAGAGGGGGACACUGCUGUGAAGGAGGAUCCCAAAGAAGAAGCAGUGAAAGUGGUUGACUCUCCGACUAACAGCACCAAUGUAAAGGACAGUGGCAAGUGAUAGACUAUCUGCUGGUUGGUCUCAACAAUCAAAUCAUUACACAAUGACUUUUUGAUCUGAUGAAAAAAUGAAGGCAUUUUUACAUAAAAACAGAAAACCAGAUACAUGAUUUUUUUUUUUUAAAUUGACAUCAUCAAACUAUGUGUACAUUUUUAAACAAUUUGUUUUGUUUUGUUUUGCUCCCAUUGAUUGAGUGUAUUCUUGGCAUUAUUGUGAAAUGUUAUUUGGUAUUAUUCAAUAAUUGUGUGUGUUCACUCCCAUUGUUGUUCAUCUAAAAAUUAAAUAUUUUUAUAUGACCAUUAAGUAAAUUGUUUGUGUCAUCUAAAUAUUUUAUGCCCAUCUCUUCAAAUGAUUGUCAAGGUUUUAUUCUGAGAGAUCUUUGAUAUAUAAAAAUUUAUUUUCUUUUCAAUAAUUUCAAUAGGGACAUCGUACAUUAUCGUUUUAUUAAUUGUUCACACUAAUUACUAUAAUUUUGUACGCAAAACAUUUUUUUUUUAAAGUUUGAACUUUAUUUUUUUAUUUUUUUUUGGUUUGAUUCAAUGUUUAAUCCCAAACUGUAAUGGCUAGUUGACUACAUUUGACCUACUGUGCAGUUGCUUGUCUCAUUCCUCUCACAGUCAGAGUGUCCCUGCCCCAUCACUCUUCAUAGUUCUGUGCUUUUACAAACUUGUUUAUUUACUUGAAGUGUAAAAUAAAAGUGCUCAUAAAUUGAAUGGAAUGAAAGGAAACUCAUGGGGUCUUUACGUUGAGGGUGUACUAGUAAGUGUUAGUAUUUAGUACUAUGCUGAUGGCUGUGUGUGUGUUUUGUUUUGGAGAAAUGUUUGGACCUAUGAAACCAAGUAAAACUAAGCCUUGUUCCAAAGUGAACAGGACUUUGAACAGCUUCUGAGCUAUCCUUGUUUGGGGCUCAGCUUCCAAAAGAAAAAAAAAAGGAAAUUGCUUUAACAAUUAACUUAUUGAGAAAUACCUGUAGUGGCCAACCCCUUUUAUCUCUUAAGAAUACUUAUUUGACUCUCUUAUCUGUGAGAAUUUUAAGAAAUUAAACAUUUCAUUUUCUUAGUAUACAUGUUGUGAGCCUUUUUUUUCCCCAUCUAGACCUACUUGAUCAAAACCUGUUCAUGAGUCGCACAAAUCAGGACAAGGGAGACAAUUCUCAAAAAAAAAAAUCAGUAAAAGGGAUGAAGGGAACAAGAAGAGUUGCCUAUCUUAAUCACAUUUAUAUGCACAAGUCUUGUGGAAUUUCUCUGUAGUCCACUUGGUAAAAUAUUGUUUCACUUUGCAUCUCAUGUAACACAAAAGAAAUCUAGUUCCAUGUCUGAAAAUGAUUUUUUUUUUUGUUAGAACUGUUUCAGAAAGUAUUCUUUAAAAAUAUCUUUUUUUUUUGUAACAUUCAAACAUUUCAGAAUAGUUUAUUGAAGAUUUACAGUUUGAACCAAUAGUCUUGAAACACAAGUUUUGUAUUGGUCACAAGGCUGUUUAGUUUUAGAACCUAGAGAAUUGUCAUUACAAAAUAGACACUAACAUAUGAGUGAACUUUGUGUUGUUAGCAUUGAUUGUAUUGAACAUAGAAGAGCAAAACGUUGUGUGCAGGUGCUGUACUUUUAUUUGGAAAUGGUCAGAAAUAAAUUCAAUUUUUAAUUUGUA